Messenger RNA from Megalops cyprinoides (Indo-Pacific tarpon), 3277 nucleotides. RefSeq names its product neuronal PAS domain protein 4a (gene npas4a). Bases 301 to 3126 code for a protein of 941 amino acids. Gene Ontology annotation, molecular function: DNA-binding transcription factor activity, RNA polymerase II-specific; RNA polymerase II transcription regulatory region sequence-specific DNA binding; protein dimerization activity. The record is from RefSeq and is a predicted model, not a curated record. Gene Ontology annotation, biological process: regulation of transcription by RNA polymerase II. Lineage: Eukaryota; Metazoa; Chordata; Actinopteri; Elopiformes; Megalopidae. The transcript has 7 exons.
UGCGAUAUCUGGGCUAGAGACGGCGACCAGCCGCCGACUGACUCAGACUCCUAACCGGAGGAGAGAACACUCAAGCCGCCGGCCGGCCGACCGAGCCAGGCGCUCUGGCGGAACCGUAGAGGAGCACUACGGUACCAGAAGAAAGGAUUCGGGAAUUAAAUUGUGAUAGGAAAGCGAAACGGUGGUUUAAAGAUAACUUCUUGAAGUUAAGCUAUCCUUACUAUAACAUUACUUUAGACACGGCAUCGCACUCAGCAAUUUCCCGACCCGAAACCUUCCUCUGACUGCUACCCUGCAACAAUGUAUCGAUCCACGAAAGGAGCGUCGAAGGCUCGAAGGGACCAAAUCAAUGCGGAAAUUCGGAAUCUGAAGGACCUGCUGCCCAUUUCUGAUGCGGACAAGGCACGACUCUCCUAUCUGCACAUUAUGUCGCUGGCCUGCAUGUACACGCGGAAAUCUGUCUUCUUCUCUCAAGAAGCCGCUGAAAGCGAUAGUCACGAGGACAGCGCCAGAUUUUUGUCUUUCAAGGAGCUCUCAGAGCUGGUGCACGCCAUGCCCGGCUUUUUACUCCUGUUGACCGGCGAGGGAAAAAUGCUUUACCUGUCCGACAGCGUGGCAGAACAUCUAGGACACUCCAUGGUGGACCUGGUUGCCCAGGGUGACAGUGUGUAUGACAUCAUCGACCCCUCUGACCACUUUGUGAUGAGGAGCAACCUCACACCUACGACUUCACCUGACACAGACCGCUUGUUCCGCUGUCGCUUCAACACCUCAAAGUCUGCCCGGAGACAGAGCGCUGGCAACAAGCUGGUGCUGAUCCGGGCACGAUGCUUGACCCCUCCCUGCCCCACCUCUUCACCUGCCUCUUAUUGGACCUCCAACCCAGUGUGGGUGUGCUUCUGCUCUCCUCUGGAGCCUCAUCUGCCCCGUCCUGUCCUCACCAGGGAGACUGUACUGACCCUGCCUGCCGACCAUGCCUUCUUCCUGGCCAACUUCUACUCCCAGCACAGUCGGGACAUGAGACUCCAGGAGGCACAGGACAGUGUGACUGUAUACCUGGGCUUUGAUGUGGCUGUCCUGCGCUCCCGUUCCUGGUACAGCCUGCUGCACCCACAGGACCUCUCCCAUGCAUCUUCGCAACACUGCAGCCUGCUGCGGGAGGGGGGCGAAGGCCGGGUGGAAAUGGUGGUGCGGGUGGAGGCAAUGGACAAGUCCUGGGUGUGGCUGUACAUGGUCCUGCAGCUGGAGUCUGGAGAACACCCCAUCAGCUGCCACAACUAUGUUAUCAGUGAAUCAGAAGCUUGGUCACUGCGGCAGCAGAUCAGCUCUGAGCAGCCACAGCUCACCCUGGUGCUGAGUGCUAGCACCUCCUACCAAGAUAGCGCCAGCCUGCAGUCCCCUGACACACUCUCCAGCCCAGACCAGGUCUUCACACCCAGCAGUAGUGGCCUGUCUGUCCAGUCCUUUGACUUCAGCACCAGUGUAUGUGGCACUGGCUCCUCGGAGGAGCAAGGGGGCACUGCCUUGGAGCUUGUGCGACCCAAGGGUGAUCCACGGUCCAGCCUGUCUUCAUUGGAGGAGGAGAGUUUCUUCCAACAGCAGUCUGGAGGCCCACCAGCCAGUCCUGCCUCCUCUUCCUCUCCAACUCCAGUGACUGUCGCCACCGUGUCUGACUUAGAUUUCCUCACCCAGAACAUCUUCCUCCCCCCGUCGUUCCCCCUUGACCCCCCCCUUCCCACCUUGCCUCUGCCACUGCCCCCUGUCCCAACUUCCCAAUCCCAGCAAGGGAAGGAGAUUGUCUGCACACCCCCAUACACCCCCCAGCUGGGAGGGGGCAGCUUCCUGUUUGGGGAGCCAAUUUUCAGCUUAGAUCCUAUGGCUGCCACCAGUCCAUCACCAUCUGCCAGCACCACCACCACUGCCGCCUCCACUGAAAACACUGCACCUACAAGUUCUCCUCCAGCCCCUGUGUCAACUACAGUUAGCCCCACUGGCCCCCUCACUCAUUCUCCCCUCCUCCCUCUCACCCUGCUCCCUGCCUCCUCCUCUGAGCUGCUCUUCCCCAGUGAGUCAUGCAGCGGAGGCCUCUAUGAGAAACUGCCCCCUACCCCCGACAGCCCUGGGGAUGGUGACUGCACUGUCAUGACCCUGCCCGAAGUCCGGGGGCCGCUGUACGUAGACGUUCCCCUCGGGCCCCUCCCUUACCCUCCCGAGGGCCUCCUGACCCCAGAGGCCUCCCCAGGGAAACAGAAUGGCACGUCCUUCUUCUCCUUAGAGAGGGAGCGUGAGAAGGAGAGAGCAGAGAUAUCUCUCUUAGCCCAGCACAUCAGCUCUCUGGCAGAAGAGUUCUACCCAGAUCCUCUUUUCCCAAAGCUGGCCCCCUCCACCCUUUCCUCCUGCCCCUCCUCCCCCUCACUCUCCCCCUCUCUCCCAUUGUCUGCUCCAGCUAUGGACUCCACCCCUCCCCUUGAGGAAUUCUACCCUGUCAAGCUCUGGAGAGGUCUGGAUCUCCCCCUCUUUUCGGAUGAUGUCUCUCUGUUUGAAGAGAGCAUCUUAGAAUCCCUCCUUCAGGACCUCUCCACCUCUUCCUCCUCAUCCCCCUCUCCCUGCCCCUCCUCCCCCUCCCCCCUGUGCCCCCCGCCCUCUCCCCCCACCCCUGUGUGCUGGGACAUGCCCUCCCCCGUGGGCCUCAGCCACGUCUGUAGCGUCCAAUCGGCGCACUGUAACCGCAAGGCCGGGGGCGGGGCCGAUGUUGGUGCGGCGGGAGAGGGGGGUUUGCCAGGUGGGGGAGGGGCAGACAUGAAGCCGGUACCUUCGCCGCUCUCCUCCGCAUGCUCCAUCCCACCGUCCCCUCCCCUGCUGCUGACUGCCUCUCCUGCAGCCUCCAGCCCCGCCACGCCCGCCACGCCCGCCGUUCCCGGCCUGCCUUGCGCCCAGUCCCUCCUGGAGGAGCUGGCCGCCCUCGAACCCGUGUUUGGGGCAGGUGCCUCGAUCGCCCCUGGCCUGGGGCAACAACCUGAGUUGUAUCAACUCCAAUGUCACCCGCCGCCACAGCACUUCCACGAAGGUGAGGGCACGCCUUUGUCCCUCUCCCUGUCUGCAUAUACACAUCACUGUUUUGACUAAGACAUGUCCUUGUGACAGCACUACCACUACAACAUGUCUCAAAUGUUACUAAUCAUCAUUGCUCAUAAUUCCCCCAAUGUCCAAUGUACAAUACUUAACUGCAUGCAGUUGUACAGUUAUGAACAUGCACAGUACUCACAAGUGAAACUUU